UCAUUUCCAUGUCGACCAUAUUCCAUAGCUAUUCUGUUCUACAUCGCUCUUCUGUGAAAGUUGUUCUUGCGUUAUCGUUAAAGCGUUGGAAGAGUAUUGCUCAAAAUAUACCGAAGAAAACUAGUUCAAGUGGCAGAGGAGUAAGGAGUCGUCUUCGUCGAACGCCUAUUGAUCCAAAGAUCUUAGAGACCAUCAACUCUUUGGAAGUUUGUAGUCCAAGACGCCGUCGAACUGAAUAUCCCGAUCAAGAUCGUUUUUCAGGUCGCGUUUUUCAAGUAUGGUCCAGAGGUGGUGAAUUGUACAAAAGAGCACGAGUUCCAGAAGAAUUUCCUGAAGCACUUCUACCGGAGGUUGCUUUAAUAGGAAGAAGCAACGUUGGCAAGUCUUGUCUCAUCAAUUCUUUGGUUGGUGGUACCAAGUCACGUUACUUGGCAGAGACAAAGGACUUUCCUGGCACCACUAGAGAACUUGGCUUUUAUGUUCUACGUUCUGGUUUUUUGAGUGUGGUGGAUUUACCAGGAUAUGGUUUUGCCAUUGCAGAAGAACAGGAAAGGAAACAGUGGCAAGAAACAGUAAAAGAGUAUUUACAACAAAGAAAGACGCUUAAAAGACUUUUAAUUUUAUUGGAUGCGAGACAUGGUAUUAUGAAAGCUGAUAGAGAUAUGUUGCAAUUUUUUCAAAGAUGCAAAGUGAAGUACCAAUUUGUGUUGAACAAGUGCGACUUGGUGAAAGAUGAUGAAUUGGCAAGAAAAGUAUAUAUGGUUCGCGAAGAAAUAUCGUCUGGUGUUUAUAAACGAGUUUUAAAGAACAUCAUGAUGACCAGUUCUCAUACUCGAGCUGGUGCAUUUACUUUACAAGCAGAACUGACAGGCUUAGCACUACGACCAUCUCAAAGACAUGCUCUCAAACUAGAUUUAGCCACAAGAGGAAAUGUUCCUGAUGCUAUUCGUCGAGCUCUCAAGUCAUAAAAUGUGUAAGGAUCCAAAAGAUA
Messenger RNA from Galdieria sulphuraria, 991 nucleotides. RefSeq names its product GTP-binding protein. NCBI's taxonomy places the organism in Eukaryota, Rhodophyta, Bangiophyceae, Galdieriales, Galdieriaceae. The transcript has a single exon. The record is from RefSeq and is a predicted model, not a curated record. Gene Ontology annotation, molecular function: GTP binding. Bases 9 to 968 code for a protein of 319 amino acids.